CUUUUCAAAUAGAAUUGGAAACGAGUAUAAAGCUUUCUUGAAAAAUAAUUCAUAUAUUCACCAGUUAUUUUUAGAUUCCAAUUAAUAACAGUUUUGAUCGAUGGAUAAAUCAUGGAUAAACAAACCACGUUUGUCUCAAGAUUACAUAUUGGGGGUGAAAAAUUUCUUGGAUUUUGCAUUUGGUAAAUUAAAGGUAUACGUGCUGAAAUGUCCAUGUAACCGUUGUUGUCUCCUCAAACUUAAGUCAAGAGAAGAUAUCGACGGUGAUUUGAUGUGUUAUGGCUUUUUAAGUUCUUACACAAAUUGGGUACUACAUGGAGAGGAUAUAUGUGUCACGGGUAAUACAAGAGUACCUUAUGAUAUUGCUUCGGUGGAAUUAGAUUCAACUAGGACUCUCUUGGAUGAUCUUUUUCCUGAUAUUAGUACGAACAAUGAUGGUGGAUAUGAAGCUGGAUCAUCUGAGAACCCGAUGGACACUGAUAGACCAUCAACUGCAAGUGGAAGUUGUAAAAAAGGAGAAGGUUUUGAUGAGUUGCUUGCUGAUUAUAAUCAAGAGCUAUAUACAGGAUGCACUAAGUUCACGAAGUUGUCCUUUAUAUUGAAGUUGUACCAUAUCAAAUGUAUGUGUGGGAUUAGCGACAAGGGGAUAUCUAUGGUACUUGAUUUGCUGAAAGAAGCAUUUACACAUGCCAAAUUGCCAGAUUCAUUUAGUGACAUGAAAAAAGUUAUUCGCAAAUUAGGAUUGAGUUAUGAGUCAAUUCAUGCAUGUCCAAAUGAUUGCAUGUUAUUUUGGGAGGCAGAUGCAAAAAGAGAAAUCUGCAAAGUUUGUGAAGCUUCUCGUUGGAAAGAAAAUAUUUCAGUAAAGAGUACAGAAUCUGGAUCAGAGAACAAAAAGAGUAAAACUCCUGUAAAGGUUUUGCGUUAUUUUCCUCUAAAGCCCCGACUGCAACGUUUAUUCAUGUCAUCAAAAACUGCUACCCAUAUGAAAUGGCAUGCAACUUCUAGUAACAAUGAUGGGAAGCUUCGACAUCCAAGAGACGGAAGGGCUUGGAAGGAAUUUGAUAAAAAAUAUCCCGAAUUUGCAUCUGAUCCAAGAAAUGUCAGAUUAGGUUUGGCGACUGACGGUUUUAACCCAUUUGGUACCAUGAGUAGUAGUUAUAGCAUAUGGCCAGUGAUACUAUUUCCUUAUAAUUUUCCACCAUGGAUGGCAAUGAAGCAAACAUCAAUGAUCCUCUCUAUGGUUAUCCCUGGAAAGCAUAUGCCUGGUAAUGAUAUUGAUGUCUACUUGCAGCCGCUUAUUAAAGAGUUGAAGGAAUUGUGGUCUGAUGGGAUUAAAACGCUAGAUGCUUCCACAAAGCAAACAUUUGACAUGCGUGCAGCCAUCAUGUGGACAAUUAGUGAUUUUCCCGGUCUUGGAAAUUUGUCGGGCUGGAAUACGGCUCUAGGACACUUCAAAUCAUAUGUUCGAAAUCGUGCCAAGCCUGAAGGUUCUAUAUGCGAGCAGUAUUUAGCUGAUGAGUGUGUAAUGUUUUGCUCAAUGUAUCUGAAUGAUAUAGAGACACGAUUUAAUCGUUAUGGCCGCGUUGAUGAUCGACCUCUAGCUCAGACCAGUAUAAGACCAAAUUCAGAACUUCCAUUUAUUUUUCCAAACCUUGGAAGAUUUGUUGGAGCGGGUCAGGUUUAUACUCUUAAUCAUGUAGAGAGGCAACAAGCACAUCGACAUAUAUUGGUCAAUUGUCAACUACUUGAUCCCUUACGAGAGAAGUAUAAAAGUGAGCUGUGGAGUAAACCAUCUCAACAGAGCAAGAGGAGUCGUGCUAAUGACAUUGACCGAGAAAUGCAUCUUAAUUUUGCAAAAUGGAUCAAACAGAAAGUAGAGGUAAACGAGUUAGAUGGGAUAACUGAUGAUUUACGAUGCUUAGCGUUGGGUCCAUCUGAAAAAGUUGUGAAGUAUACUGCUUACAAUGUUAAUGGUUUCAAGUUCCGAACAAUAGAAAGAGAUGCUGACCUAAAAACCCAAAAUAGUGGCGUUUAUGUAGCUGCUGAGACUAUGAGUUAUGCUAGUUCUCGAGACCCUAACCCAAUAACAGGAACUGUAGCUUACUAUGGAAAUUUGGUUGAAGUUAUAGAGUUAAACUACUAUGAGGUUUUCAAAGUUGUAUUAUUCAAGUGCAAGUGGGCUGAUACUCGUACGGAACGAGGAUACAAAAUGGAUGCAUAUGAUCAUCAUAUGGUGAAUUUUUCACGUUUGUUACAUACUGGAGAUAAUGCAGAGGAUGAACCAUACAUAUUGGCGUCUCAGGCAAAGAUGGUGUAUUAUGUAGCUGAUCCUUGCAAAGAAGAAUGGAAUUAUGCAGUUCAUAUUCAACCUAGAGACGUAUAUGACAUGGGUGAUCAAAAUGAUUCAGAACAGUUUGAUGAAGCUAAGGCAAAGAUUGAUCAGAUAGGGUCAGACAAGUUUGACUCUUUGGUGCCACCAGUGACCAACGGCAAGACUCCGGAGGAGGAAGCUAGUGCAGAGACGGAGGCUUCUGUGGAAGCACAAGAAGAAGUUGCCGCAGCCACCGAGAUCACUAAUAAAUUGUUGGAUUUAGGGCUUCUAAAUAUUCUCUUGGGAGGAACCGUCACAGAGCUUAAUCCAGUCUCCCAGAGAUCACCAUUCACAUUGAACAGAAGGUUUAUCAACACAAAGAUCAUGGAGUUUACGGAUUCAGAAACACAAGCACCAGAUGAUUUACCACAUUUGGAAACAAAUUACAAUAAUCCUCCCGCACUUGCUCCAGAAUGUAAAAGCUUCAAAUGGAAAAUUGAAGUGAUAGAUGUCGAUGGAAACAUAGAAGGCAAAAUGAUGACAUCUAAAGAUGUCUGGAAAAUGCAAAACCACCAAGUUAUUGUGCAUUUCGAUGAAGAUACCGGUCAGCCAAUUGGUGAUUCUGGAGGUUUACUUGGAUCAUGGUUGGGGCAAUUAAGCAAUGAUGUCCAUUUGCUACCCAUCAACUACACCGAUUGGAGGUUGGUUAGUCCUCACAUAAAAACAAGAGCAUGGGAAGUAAUUCAGUCCAAAUUCAGAUUUGAUGAUCCGAUGAUGAGAAAAGAAUAUGUGAUGGGUGCAUUAGGUAGCAGAUGCAAGGAUGUCAAACAACGUGUUUGGAACGAUUACAAAAAAAGUAAUCUGAACGAAACGUUGCGAAAUCGACCCGACAAAAUUCCUGAAGAUCAAUGGUCUCAUUUGGUUCACAUGAGAUUCACCGAAAAGUGGAAGAAAACCAAGAUUGGAAAAACGCCAUGUCGAGCGGAGUUUUUCAUUGAGACUCGCAAGAAACAGGAUGGAAGCUUUGUAUGUGAUGAGGCAAAAAUACGCGCGGAAGCACUUACGACGUUGUUGAGUCAAAAUCCGCAAGUCACAAACAAUAUUACAGCUAGCUUGGAUGAUGAAUAUAGUCAGGUGUUCGGUCCAGAGCGUCCAGGACGAGUACGUUGUGUAGGUCGUGGGCCCACACCUUCAAGAUUAGUGAAACAUUCAAGUGCACCUAGAAGACAAGAGACAGAAAAUUCUGAAUUGGUCGUCCAGCUGAAGGCACAAGUGAAGGCAUUAGGUGAUCAAGUUAAUGGAAUGUCUAAGUUCUUCCAACAAAUACUUGGUACUUCAACUCGUGAACAGGCAAGUGCAUGGGCUAUAAAUUUUGCAGCGGCUUUUGCGAACAUACCAAAUCCACCAUUUGUAAACAUUCCAAAUCCGCCUAAUCCUCAGGAAAAGGAUAAUGGUGCCAGUGGAUAAACGUUUAAGCGCUUAAGAGUUAUAAAUGCUAGUUAUGAUC
Messenger RNA from Arabidopsis arenosa, 3818 nucleotides. NCBI's taxonomy places the organism in Eukaryota, Viridiplantae, Streptophyta, Magnoliopsida, Brassicales, Brassicaceae. The record is from the annotation of a GenBank genome assembly.